Molecule: messenger RNA, 2634 nt
Organism: Nyctereutes procyonoides (raccoon dog)
Lineage: Eukaryota; Metazoa; Chordata; Mammalia; Carnivora; Canidae
Gene: OLFML1
Product: olfactomedin like 1
Exons: 3
Coding region: 478-1683 (401 amino acids)
Biological process (GO): signal transduction
Source: RefSeq, a predicted model, not a curated record
UCCAACUCCAAGAAAUUGGGGGUGGUUUGUGUUGGGUCAGCCUGUGAUUGGACUGCAAAGUCCACCAGGGAGGAGGAAAGCAGAAAACGCAAAGAGCCAAGGAAAGGGGGGAAGCCCUCCCCACCCUCACCCCCACCCCAAUGCACAUUCACCCAGGCCUGCAAGAGGGUGCAGCCACUAGCCUGGAGAGGAUCAGCGUGUGUGAAGGGUGAUGGUAACAGAUGGACCCAAGGACCUCUCUAGCCCAAGUCGACCUGCAAGGCCUCCAGGGACGGGCUUGCCAACAGCUGGACUUGAUCACCGGCUUGCAAAGUGAGAUCACGCAUCUGGUGGAAAAACAAGCAGGCUUUGCUCCCUGGCUGUUUUUAGAGGAUUUUCCCAGCAGUGGAUAGAAAGCAGGAGACCACCACCUGGACCCUUGAGUUUUCUUAGAGAGCACAGCUUAGGAGAUUCCACCCCUGGGUGGUUUGCAGGACAAUGAUGGCCCUUCGGCGAGCUUCUGCUUUCCUGGUUCUGUUCCUGGCAGCUCUUCUGCCCCCACCACAGUGUGCCCAGGACCCGGCCAUGGUGCACUACAUCUACCAACGCUUUCAAGUCUUGGAGCAAGGACUGGAAAAAUGCACCCAAGCCACGAGGGCAUACAUUCAAGACUUCCGAGAGUUCUCGAAAAACAUAUCCGCUAUGCUGGGAAGAUGUCAGACCUACACGAGUGAGUAUAAGAGUGCAGUGACUAACCUGGUCCUGAGAGUCGAACGUGCCCAACGGGAGAUCGACUACCUAGAGUACCUGAGAGAAGCUGAUGUGUGUGUGGAAUCAGAGGACAAGACCCUGACCGAAAAGCUCAUCCAAGAGGCCGAAGAGGAGAAGAAGAUCCGGAAUCUGCUGAAUGCAAGCUGUGACAACAUGUUGAUGGGCAUUAAGUCUCUGAAAAUAGUGAAGAAGACUACGGACACACAUGGCUCUUGGAUGAAAGAUGCUGCCAGCAAUUCCCAAAAGGUUUAUUUUUUAAUUGGAUCCAGAAACAAAACCGUGUGGGAAUUUGCAAACAUACGGGCAUUCAUGGAGGAUAGCACCAAGCCAGCCCCGAGGAAGCUAAUCCUAACACAUUCCUGGCAGGGAACAGGCCAAGUGAUCCACAAAGGUUUUCUGUUUUUUCACAACCAAGGGACUCUCAACGAGAUCAUCAAAUAUAAUCUGCAGAAGAGAACUGUGGAAGAUAGAAUGCUGCUCCCAGGAGGGGCAGGCCGAGGACUGGUCUACCAGCACUCCCCAUCAACGUACAUAGACCUGGCUGUGGAUGAGCAUGGGCUCUGGGCCAUCCACUCAGGGCCAGGCAUCUAUGGCCAUUUGGUUCUCACAAAAAUUGAACCUGGCACACUGGGAGUGGAACACUCAUGGGACACUCCAUGCAGAAGCCAGGAUGCUGAAGCCUCCUUCCUUUUGUGUGGGGUUCUGUAUGUGGUCUAUAGUCCUGGUGGCCACGGCCCUCACCGCAUCACCUGUGUCUACGAUCCCCUGGGCACUAUUGGUGAGGAGGAUCUGCCCAAACUGUUCUUCCCCAGGCGGCCGAGAAGUCACUCCAUGAUCCAUUACAACCCCAGAGAUAAGCAGCUCUAUGCCUGGAAUGAUGGAAACCAGAUCAUUUACAAACUCCAGACAAAGAGAAAGCAGCCUCUGGAGUAAUGCAGGACAGCACGGAGAGAGAGCAGUAAGGCUGUGGACGCUGCUCUCCGGGACACUGAGGCCACAGCCCCUUUGCAAUACAGUAUCCCCUGAUCACAUUCAGGGAGAGAGGCUAGAAGUGGGCUCCCAUAUGCAUCCUUCCCUGGAUAUUAAGCCUGAGUUAUCUUCCAAGAGCUUAGAUGGUCUGUUGUUCAGAAAUUUUCAACUUCCAACACCCAUCCAAAUCUCCCAGCUCUCAAGGCCGUCCACAUGCUGAUCUAGCUUACGUCCAGCCUUUUCUUACUACCCCCAACAGUUAGCCAAAAUGUACCCCGCCUCCUAAUAUUCCUGGCCCCUGGCCUUUCCUGAAGCUCUUUCCUCCUGCACAAGUGCCGAUUGCUAUUCUUCCAUUUUUUACUGCCCAACUAAAGUAUCACUUCCUAUUGAUGUUUAAUCUCCAUGUCCCCCAGUUCUGCUCCUUCACCAAGCUGAGGAGGAGAUAUGAGGAAAGUAAAGCCACUCACAUUUGAAUACCCCUUGCCAGUUACAAAGUGCUCCUCUGUACAUCAUCUAAUGCCACCCUCUGAGACAUUUGGAAGAAGUCUUUAUAAUUGCCAUUUUAGAGAUGACAAGUUUAGGUGAGCCAUUCAGAAUAAUGACGCUUCCAAAUGAAAAUAAGGCUAGAAAAUUCUGCAGGUCCUGGUCUUUCUGUUGCCCAAGAAAGCAUCGAAUACGUAUGUUUGUUCACUCAGCCUUAUGUUCAGCAUCUCAUCCUAAAAAAUAAUGGUCUGCCCCCUGUAGCCUGUUUUCAUGUCUGCACAAGACCUUCCUGUAAGCCCUUCAAAAGCUACUUCCUCCAGAAAACCAGCCUACAGCCUAAGGGUGAGGAUCCCACCUGUAGCUUCAUCCUGUCUUACCCUCCCCUGUGUCUGUCUGCUUGCUGGAAACACAAUAAAACUGACACUAAGCAAA